UCUCAGAGAGAGAGAGAGAGAGACGGGUCUCUGUCAGGCUAUGACCAGCAGCCCUCCAUGAUGCUAGAUGGGCAGCAGCAGCAGCAAUAGAUGCCCUAUGAUCACAUUGGCGUGUGCUGCCGUGCUCCAUUUCCGUUUCCAGCCCCGUGGAAUCUCCCCCAACCCCCUGCUGCUGCUGCCCUCCUCCUUGCCAAGCUUAGCUCGUCCUUCUCCACUAGCGACCACCAGCUAGCUCACUGCUCAUCUUGCCAGUAACCAGUUCUGCUGCUUAGUUCACUAGAGGCGGCGAAGAACUUGAGUCGCGCACGCCAAUCGCUCGCUUGCCUCUCAUCCUCCUCUAGCUGCUGCUGCGUUGCUGCUUUCUUUGGGCGAGCUGUUGGUGGUUUUUGUUUUGACAUAGAACACAUAGCAGAGGAUAAAAGAAACCAAGAUCUCUUCAGGACUUGUGUUGUUGUCUGACCCUGUUGGUUCUGAAGCAACUAAGGGCUUGGUAUCUUGGAGAGAGGAGGAACGAGAGAUGGGAGAGGCGGCAGAGAGCAAGAAGAGCAAAGGUGGCCGCUCAACUCUUCACAACUGGAUGGGCGAGCCAAGCGGCCAGGACGAUGAGGAGAAGACGCUCGAGCUCAGUCUUGGGCUCCCCAGUGGAGGAGGGGCGGCCGGCUGGAGAGCGGCGUGCAAAGACAAGGGGAAGCACUCGGCUGUCGACAGCUCCAUGCUCUCUCUCGGCUACCCCGCUGCACCUUUCUCUGCUCACGCACAAGGCAAGGCGAAGCGGUCCCCAGCAGCAGCUACAGGGAAUGCCCUUGCAUCUACCAAUAAUGGCUCCCAGACAAGAUCUCCUAGUACCCCAGUUAUCGGAUGGCCUCCAGUUCGUACGUUCAGAAGAAAUCUGGCUACUUCUAGCAAAGUAUCCCUUGAACAGCAGAAUGAGAAGAAGGCUGCCAAGCCUGAAGAGACCAAAAGUGCUCCAUUUGUAAAGAUUAACAUGGAUGGUAUCCCUAUUGGUAGAAAAAUCGAUCUGAAUGCCCUUGAUAGUUACGAGAAGCUUUCUCUGGCUGUCGACAAGCUAUUCCGGGGCCUUCUUGCAGCACAACAAGACCUUCUAGAUGCCGGGACAAAGGAGUGUCCUCAGGUGGCAAUAUCUGGUUUACUAGAUGGAACUGGCGACUACACUCUGGUUUAUGAGGAUUAUGAAGGCGAUAGGGUGCUGGUUGGAGAUGUUCCGUGGGGGAUGUUUGUUUCUUCAGUGAAGAGGCUGCGGGUUCUGAAGACAUCUGAUCUCUCUUCAUCGCUAACAGCAUCAGGCCGGAAAAGAACAGAAGCUGAGUGCUGAGAGUGGCGACCGUGCGUAAGAGGCGCUUAGACAUUUCCUGUAAUGUGCCGUGAAGAAGAAAAGAUCUUCUGAGCUUGUAUCAUCUUUCUUUCUUCCUUUUGCCUAAUUUCUUGGAAGGGCCCGGCGCGCCGACCUUUUGGGUUUUCCUGUUCUUAUUUGUCGUGUUCAUCUCUAUGGCGCGUCAGUGCAAUUUGACAUUACCGUCUGUAAAUGUUCAGACAAAUCAGCUCUACGUUUAUGCAGACUGUUCUGUUUGUUGUCUGUAA
Phragmites australis (common reed) is the source of this 1599-nucleotide messenger RNA. Its product is annotated as auxin-responsive protein IAA7-like. NCBI's taxonomy places the organism in Eukaryota, Viridiplantae, Streptophyta, Magnoliopsida, Poales, Poaceae. The record is from RefSeq and is a predicted model, not a curated record. Gene Ontology annotation, cellular component: nucleus. The transcript has 8 exons. The coding region runs from base 518 to 1333 and encodes 271 amino acids. Gene Ontology annotation, biological process: regulation of DNA-templated transcription. Gene Ontology annotation, molecular function: protein binding.